UUGCACCUCCUCUUCCACUAAGAUAACUGGAUUUUCGCCCCGCGCUUCGCAUUAACCCCAUCCCGGGGUCUUCUUUUCGCUUCAGCUGUGUUUGUUUUAAUAUUGGGGAAUACAUUUGGAGGACGGAAUAUUUCAGAAAACAUCGAGACGGAGGAUUGUCUUGACGGAUUUUUUUUCUUUCUUUUUUUUUUUUUUUUUUUUUUUUGUUUGUUUUGUAUUUUUUGGUGAAUUUAUCAGCCAACGUGGCUCCAUGGCAUUUUCCGCCUUUGCGACUGAGGAUGCAAUGAAAAAGGGUGAAAAGCCCUGAGCAAGUUAUCCAGUUACUCGCCAGAGAAAGUUGGCAUCAAGAUGAAGAUUAAAGCAUCCAUUCCAGCCCAUGUAAAGCAGUACAAACACUAAGUGGCACCUAGAAGGACUGUUCUAUUAUUGCAUAAACCAAAAAGUGUGUGCCCUGGGGAUAUCUGCAUCUCUGACACGUUAAGCCAUGGCAGAGAGGACCUUUGAACAGUUCAAACUGUUUUGGCGGGAUCAGUGACAGGUUUGGCCAGUGGCCUGGACAACAUGAAGUAAUGGUGUUUGCUCCAGGAAAUAAGUGUUGGCUAAACCCACUGAUAAGGAAAUCUGUGACAGCAUUUAAUCCCUUUUCUUACAAUGCAUCAGUUCACAGUUGUAUGUCCAAGUAGACAGUCAAGUGUCACAGUCAACAAAAUAUACAUUUUACAUAAUCCAAAAAAUAUAUAAAUAAAUUCAGACCUUGUAAAUCCUACCAACAAUCAUCAGGAUUUGUAAUCACACAAUGGUUGUUCAAAAGCCACACAGUGCCCAUAUCAUAUGGGUUGGGCUGCUCAUUUGUUGCUUUGUAGAAAUAAGCACUUGUCUAGAAUUUACAGGUGCUGAGGGACAGUGGGCUAGGUUUCCAGUGUGGAAUGCAUGUUGCGAAAGUGAAAUGAGCUUUAACAUGAAAACAAAGAGUUCCCAUGGGCUGUUAGUUUACUUCGAUGAUGAAGGAUUUUGUGACUUUUUAGAACUUUUCAUCCUGAAUGGCAAACUCCACCUUCGUUUCUCAAUCUUCUGUGCUGAUCCUGCAACUGUCGUAGCUGACACGGCGGUCAACGACAGCCAAUGGCACACGGUCACGAUAAGGAGAAACUUUAAGAACACAACCCUAACGGUGGACAAUGAGAUAAAGUGGGUGGAGGUGAAGUCGAAAAGACGAGACAUGACUGUCUUCAGCCAUUUGUUUGUUGGCGGAAUACCACCAGAGUUACAGUCCGUGGCGUUGCGCCUGACAUCAGCUGCAGUCAAAGAUCAGCUGCCUUUCACUGGAUGGAUAACCGAUGUAAAGGUCAACAACACGGAGUCUGUGCUGAUCAACAGUGACGGGGUUCUAAUGGACCUCUGUGGUAUGGCCAACAUGUGCUUAAAUGGAGGAGUCUGCAGUUUGAUUAACAAUGAACCAGCAUGUGACUGCUCCCGCACAGGCUUCCAAGGAAGGGACUGCAGUGAAGAAGACAACCAUACCGAAGGUCUGGCACACCUGAUGAUGGGCGACCAAGGGCAGAGAGGGGAAGCUUGGCUUCUAAGGUCCCUACUGAGCAUACAAGGAAAAGAAGAGUAUGUCGCAACCUUCAAAGGAUCUGAGUUCUUCUGCUACGACUUGUCCUUGAACCCGAUUCAAAGCAGCAGUGAUGAAAUCACAUUGUCAUUCAAAACCCUACAGAGGAAUGGACUGAUGCUGCACACGGGCAAAUCAGCUGAUUACGUCAACCUGGCACUGAAAAAUGGGGCUGUUUCACUCGUCAUUAAUUUGGGGUCUGGAGCCUUUGAAGCUCUUGUGGAGCCAGUCAAUGGGAAAUUUAAUGACAAUGAUUGGCAUGAUGUCAAAGUAACAAGGAAUCUACGUCAGCACUCAGGCAUUGGACACGCUAUGGUAACGAUAUCCGUAGAUGGAAUUCUGACCACCACAGGAUAUACACAAGAAGACUACACCAUGCUCGGCUCUGAUGACUUUUUCUAUGUUGGUGGAAGCCCUAGUACAGCUGACCUGCCUGGAUCUCCAGUUAGCAACAACUUCAUGGGUUGCCUUAAGGAGGUUGUGUACAAAAACAACGAUGUGAGACUCGAGUUGUCCAGACUGGCUAAGCAGGGUGAUCCCAAGAUGAAGAUCCAUGGUACCGUGGCCUUCAAGUGUGAGAAUGUGGCCACGCUGGACCCCAUCACUUUUGAGACUCCUGAAUCUUUUAUCAUUCUCAACAAGUGGAAUGCCAAGAAGACGGGAUCCAUCUCUUUUGAUUUCCGCACCACAGAGCCCAACGGCCUUCUCUUAUUCAGUCAUGGCAAGCCUAAGCAGCAGCCAAAGGAUUCUAAGAGCCCCCAAACUUUUAAAGUGGACUUUUUUGCCAUUGAGAUGCUGGAUGGCCAUCUGUACUUGCUCCUAGACAUGGGCUCGGGAACCACAAAGACAAAGGCAGUGAAUAAGAAGGUUAAUGAUGGCGAGUGGUACCAUGUGGACUUCCAGCGAGAUGGAAGAUCAGGUACCAUCUCUAUCAAUACUCUGCGUACUGCCUACACAGCCCCUGGGGAAAGUGAGAUCCUGGACUUGGAUGACAAUCUUUACCUUGGUGGUCUGCCAGAGAACAAAAUAGGGCUUGUGUUCCCCACUGAGGUGUGGACAGCACUGCUCAACUAUGGCUACGUGGGCUGCAUUCGAGAUUUAUUCAUUGAUGGACAGAGUAAGGAUGUCCGACGCCUGGCAGAGGUCCAGAAAGCUGCUGGGGUCAAACCCUCAUGCUCUAAAGAGCUUCCCAAACAGUGCUUGAGCAACCCCUGCCAAAACAACGGGAUCUGCAGAGAGGGUUGGAACCGUUAUGUUUGUGACUGCUCUGGGACUGGAUACCUGGGACGUUCCUGCGAAAGAGAGGCAACAAUCCUCAGCUAUGAUGGCAGUAAGUUCAUGAAGGUCCAGCUUCCAGUGGUGAUGCACACAGAAGCUGAGGAUGUGUCUCUUAGAUUCCGCUCCCAGCGAGCUUAUGGGAUCCUAAUAGCCACCACAUCUCGGGAUUCUGCUGACACCCUGCGUCUAGAGCUGGAGGGGGGUCGGGUCCGCCUGACAGUCAAUUUAGAUUGUAUCAGGAUUAACUGUACAUCCAGCAAAGGUCCAGAGACCAUUUUUGCGGGUCAGAACCUAAACGAUAAUGAGUGGCACACUGUACGUGUGUUCAGGAGAGGCAAGAGUUUGAAACUGACCGUAGAUGAUCUUACACCUGUGGAAGGUCAAAUGGCAGGUGAUCACACCCAGCUGGAGUUCCAUAACAUUGAGACGGGCAUUUUGACAGAGAAACGCUUCAUGUCCAUGGUGCCUUCCAACUUCAUUGGCCACCUCCAGAGCCUCUCCUUCAAUGGCAUGGCCUACAUAGACCUCUGUAAAAAUGGUGACAUUGAUUACUGUGAGCUCAAUGCCAUGAUUGGCUUCAAGAACAUCAUUGCUGACCCCGUCACCUUCAAGUCACGCUCCAGUUAUGUGACUCUCACUACUCUGCAGGCCUACUACUCCAUGCACCUUUUCUUUCAGUUUAAAACCACCUCCCCUGAUGGCCUCAUCCUGUAUAACAGCGGGGAUGGAAAUGACUUCAUUGUGGUGGAGUUGGUCAAAGGUUACCUUCACUAUGUGUCAGACCUGGGGAAUGGAGCCCACUUGAUCAAAGGCAACUCAAAUAAACCACUGAGUGACAACCAGUGGCACAAUGUCAUAAUCUCCAGGGACACCAACAAUCUCCACACUGUCAAGAUUGAUACCAAGAUAACUACACAGACAACCACAGGAGCUAAAAACCUGGACUUAAAGGGUAACCUUUACAUUGGUGGAGUGGCCAAGGAGAUGUACAAGGAGCUGCCCAAACUGGUGCAUGCCAAGGAAGGUUUUCAGGGUUGCCUGGCAUCAGUCGAUCUAAACGGGCGCCUCCCAGAUUUGAUGUCAGAUGCUCUGGAUUGUGUGGGACAGAUAGAGAGAGGAUGUGAAGGACCCAGCACUACAUGCCAAGAGGACUCAUGUGCCAACCAGGGUGUGUGUCUGCAGCAGUGGGAGGGCUUCAGCUGUGACUGCAGCAUGACAACGUUUGGAGGACCUCUGUGUAACGAUGCGGGAACAACGUACAUAUUUGGGCGAGAUGGUGGACUGAUCACAUACACAUGGCCGCCAAAUGACCGUCCCAGCACGAGGGCGGACCGGCUAGCCAUUGGCUUCAGUACGCACCUGAAGGAUGCUGUCUUGGUGAGGGUGGAUAGCUCCUCUGGACUUGGAGACUUCUUGAAGCUUCACAUUGAAAAAGGAAACAUUGCCGUUGUAUUUAAUGUCGGAACAGAUGACAUUAACAUUGAGGAGACAUCAAAGUUUGUAAAUGACGGAAAGUACCAUAUAGUGAAGUUUACAAGGAGUGGGGGUAAUGCCACUCUGCAGGUGGACGACCUGCCAGUCAUUGAGCGCUACCCCACAGGCAACAAUGAUAACGAACGCCUGGCGAUUGCUAGACAGCGAAUCCCAUACCGACUUGGUCGAGUAGUUGACGAAUGGCUACUCGACAAAGGGCGACAGCUUACAAUCUUCAACAGCCAAACCACUAUACAGAUUGGAGGCUGGGAGCGAGAUCGCAGUCGAUCCUUUCAGGGUCAGCUUUCAGGCCUCUACUAUAACGGCUUAAAGGUGUUCAACAUGGCCGCCGAGGGGGAUCCUAACAUAAAGAUCCAGGGCAGCGUGCGACUCGUCGGGGAGUCACCCUCUUCGAUCACACCACAAUCGAGUACCACAGCUAAUCGCUCCGAGACAUCAACGUCCAUCAUGGAGAUCACCACCACCACUGCAUCCAGCAGGAGAGUCAAGCAGACCACACCACGAGAACCUCAGCAGACAACUGACGACUCUCUGGUUGCUUCGGCCGAGUGUCCAAGCGAUGAUGAGGACAUUGAUCCCUGUGAGCCGAGCUCAGGUGGGUUAGCCAAUCCCACGGGUGCUGGAACAAAGGAUUAUCCGGGCACAUCAGAGGUUUUCCGGGAGUCCAGCAGCACUACGGGGAUGGUGGUUGGCAUUGUAGCAGCCGCCGCGUUGUGUAUUCUCAUCCUGCUUUAUGCUAUGUACAAAUACCGGAACAGAGACGAAGGAUCCUACCAUGUAGACGAGAGUCGAAACUACAUCAGCAACUCUGCACAAUCCAAUGGCACCGUAGUCAAAGAGAAACCAGUCAACACUGCGAAGACCUCUAACAAGAACAAGAAAAACAAGGACAAGGAGUACUAUGUGUGAUUAUUAAAGCUUUGGUCUUCACCAGACCAACUUAAACAUCAGUCAAAAAGACAAAUCAGGACAUAAAAAUGUGUACAGUAUAAUAACAAAGAUGAACAUUAUUUAGUCCUUUUCCUACAAGACAAAACUCUACAAAGUUAAAUAAAAAAAAAAAAAAAAAACUGUCUUUACUCUCAAGCACUUAAGACAGAAAGACACUGUCCAGAAAGAGACUAAUGGGAAAACAGUUCUGGCAAACACCUAAAAAUGGACUAAAUACAUAUCUAACAUGUCAACCAAACAUUAACCCAUCUGUAACUUGUUCCUUGGCCAGGAUGAUGUGAUAAAACUCCCUUGUUUCUGGUAAAUAGAGGAGCACACAUGCACUUUGCAACUGGAGAUUCAGCAUUACAAACCUGACGUUUGCAUUUACAUUGCCUGUGUUUGUGUUGUUGAGACUUUUUCUAGAAAAAAAUGGCACAAUGCAUAGAUAAAUACUUACACAAGUACGCCAAACAUUUACUAUGGAUGGAGAGGGGGGAAAAAAAUCAACAACAACAAAAAAUAUAAAUAAAUAAACAGGUGGAAGUGGAUCCAGGGAUUCAGAAAUCAGCCGAAGUACUCACUGAUAAGGCUCUGAAGUCUGGCAAAGACUAGCACCUGGUUGGCUGAGCAGCUGCAGUGCAAAGAUUGAAACAAUCUCUCAUGAAAGACUUUGAUUUAAAAAGAAUAUGUCAAUUGUGCCAGUAAGAAAUGUGGAGGCCUACGCUUUCACAUUGUGCGAUCUCAAAGGAGGAAGCUUCCUCAGAAUCCUGGGGAUGUCUCAAAAAGUGUCAUUUGGGAGCCAUGCACGCAAAAUUAUCUUAUUACAGUACAUAUGUUUAUAUACAGUACAACCACAUCUAUAUGUGCUUUCUGGACUGUGACAAAGUGGUGUUUUAUAGCCUGUUGUAUAGAUGAUGCAAACUAUAACUGCUCCUCAACCAUUUUUGGAAAAAAAAAUGUAAAAAAGACAAAAAGAAGACGUAAAUGUUAAAAAAAAAAAGUGUUGCUAGACAUAGAAGAUUUUAUGAGGACAUGCUCUGUUUUUCGGUUGGAUAAUAAUUUGACCCCCACCUUCCUGUUUUUACAUGUGUUCCUAUAUAGUUUUUAUACAAAUGCCAACCUGAGAUAGAUGAUCCUGGACCAGUUAUAGCCUAUCCGUUUCCCAACAAACACUACACAAGGUGUUGACAAUGGAGAUGUGUGUCGUCACAACUUGUGUGGCUCUCUUUUAAGGAAUCACUGCCUUCCUCCUCAACCCCUGACUUACACGAGUGGGUAUGAAGACCAAGAAUAUGAGUGAUGAUGACGGAUGAAGACGAUGACUAGGAUAAAUUAACUCGCUGUGUGUUUUUUCCAAGUGGUAUUAUAAGACUGUCCAAAUGUGUGCUUGGGCUGAUGCAAAAACCCUGUGGAGAGUAGCUCAAAUAAGUCUCCAUUUCAACUGUUCUGUGUUUGUUCUGUCAUUCUGUCUGUCAGUUCUGCUUUCCAGAGACCUGUACUUGGAAUGAGUAUGAGGAAAAAUGACCAUGAACUAUAAAUGAUGAUUAUAAA
This is a messenger RNA of Melanotaenia boesemani (Boeseman's rainbowfish), 6871 nucleotides long. RefSeq names its product neurexin-1a. NCBI's taxonomy places the organism in Eukaryota, Metazoa, Chordata, Actinopteri, Atheriniformes, Melanotaeniidae. The transcript has 23 exons. The record is from RefSeq and is a predicted model, not a curated record. Bases 797 to 5296 code for a protein of 1499 amino acids.